GCGCGAAAGUACCGCGCAUGCGGGCUAGCUUCCUUCCUGACAAGAGGGAUGGCGGAGUCUCCAGCCCCUAAGCGAAAGCGUGAGGAGAAUGAGGGCGAGAACGGAGCCGCCGGGUCCCACGAGGAGGCCCCCGCCUCGGACACCUUCCCUUUGGCCGAGCUCUCGGUGCGCCGCGUGCUUAGGGAGUCUGCGCGGGAUAAGACCAUCUUCCUCCAUGGGCAGGUGAAGGGCGCUUCUGGGGACGGGUCUGACGCCGUAGUGAUUCUGGAGAAAACGCCCUUCCAGGAGGAAAAUGUUGCUGAGCUUCUGACGAAAUACACAAAGCUCCAACUGCAGAUGUCCAAUGAUAUCUACAGCACUUACCGCCUGUUUCUGCCUCCAGAGCUGAACGAAAUUAAAACGACGGUAGUGUACCCAGCAACAGAAAAACACCUGCAGAAAUAUUUGCACCAGGAAGUGUAUCUCAUACAGGAGACUGGGGAAGAUUACAAGAACAUUACUCUGCCUUUUAUUGAGUCAAAGAGUUUCAGUAUUCAGUGGGUAUACAACAUCCUGGAAAAGAAAGCCGAGGCUGAUCGAAUAAUCUAUGAAAACCCGGAUCCUGCCAAUGGUUUUGUUCUCAUUCCAGAUCUUAAAUGGAAUCAAAAACAGCUGGAUGAUUUGUAUUUGAUUGCCAUCUGCCAUUGCCGGGGAAUCAAGUCACUGAGAGACCUUACAGCUGAGCAUCUACCUCUGCUUAGGAACAUCUUAAAAGAAGGGAAGGAAGCGAUAGUGAAGCGUUUUGGCAUCGCUGGACCCCAGUUGAGGAUCUACCUCCAUUACCAGCCGUCCUACUACCAUCUCCAUGUGCAUUUCACUGCCCUGAGCUACGAUGCGCCCGGCUGUUCUGUGGAGCGAGCCCACCUCCUCUCCGAUGUGAUAGAGAACCUGGAGCUCAACUCUCAGUACUAUCAGAAGCGCACUUUGACCUUUGCCCUGCGAGCGGAUGAACCUUUGCUGAAGAAAUUCCAGGAAUCUGACCGAGUCUAAAUUUUGGCCAGCCACCGAUCUAAAUGAAUUUACAUUUUACAGGCAUCAUUAUAGAUUGUCAGUCUUCUAUGUUUUAUAGAUUUUAUACAAUUUAGAGUGUAUUUCAGUUCCUGUUGCUGUUAAAAACUUUUAUAAAAUCAAUACAUGGCUAUA
Pogona vitticeps (central bearded dragon) is the source of this 1182-nucleotide messenger RNA. It is a transcript of the gene DCPS, whose product is annotated as decapping enzyme, scavenger. Gene Ontology annotation, cellular component: P-body; nucleus. Lineage: Eukaryota; Metazoa; Chordata; Lepidosauria; Squamata; Agamidae. Gene Ontology annotation, biological process: deadenylation-dependent decapping of nuclear-transcribed mRNA. The record is from RefSeq and is a predicted model, not a curated record. Gene Ontology annotation, molecular function: hydrolase activity; RNA 7-methylguanosine cap binding.